UCUCUCUCUCUCUCUCUCUCUCAUGCUUUCUGGCUGGCCACUGCCUAUAGUCACUCCGAUCCCCUGAUCAUAUAUUCAUAUAACCCCAAAUGUGUCUGCUUCCCCAAAAGCAAGCUCCUUAGUCUCCUUCCUCUUUUAACAAAUUAAUAAAUUAAAGCUGCUCUGCUGCAGCCCACCUGCCUUGCCUGCAGCUGUGUGUGUGUGUGUGUUCGUGGAGAUGGCGGCGGCAAUGGGAGGCGAUGGGGAGUUGAGGGGUGGAGGGACGGCGUACUUGGUGUGGGAAGAUCUGACGGUGGUGCUUCCCAACUUCGGGCAUGGCCCUCCCAAGCGCUUGCUCGGUGGGCUGAAUGGCUAUGCUCAGCCCGCCCGCCUUACGGCCAUUAUGGGCCCCUCUGGCUCCGGUAAAUCCACCCUUCUCGAUUCCCUCUCAGGCAGGCUGUCAAGAAAUGUUGUGAUGACUGGAGAUGUUCUUCUUAACGGGAAGAAGAGAAGUCUUGAUUAUGGAGUAGUGGCUUAUGUCACACAGGAAAACGUAUUGUUGGGAACCCUCACUGUUAGGGAAACCAUCACAUACUCAGCCCAUUUGAGGCUUCCAACCACUAUGUCCAAAGACAAGAUACAAUGCGUGGUGGAGGCAACGCUCGAGGAGAUGGGACUUCAAGAGUGUGCAGACAGGCUGAUCGGGAAUUGGCACAUAAGAGGUAUUAGUGGUGGGGAGAAGAAGAGACUCAGCAUUGCUCUUGAAAUUCUUACACGGCCCCCUCUCUUGUUUCUCGAUGAACCCACAAGUGGCCUCGACAGUGCAUCAGCCUUCUUCGUGAUCCAAACCAUUAGAACGGUUGCUCGUGAUGGAAGAACAAUCAUCUGUUCAAUCCAUCAGCCUAGUAGUGAAGUUUUUACACUCUUUGAUGACCUCAUUUUACUGUCUGCGGGUGAAUGUGUGUACUUCGGGGAGGCAAAGAUGGCUGUACAGUUCUUUGCUGAAGCGGGGUUUCCAUGUCCAAGUAGGAGAAAUCCUUCUGAUCACUUCUUGCGAUGUAUUAAUUCAGACUUCGAUAUUGUAACAGCCACGUUGAAAGGAUCACAAAGACUUCGUGAAAUUAGCAGUUCUUCAGAUCCUUUCAUGGACUUGGCAACAGUUGAGAUCAGAGGCAUGCUUGUUGAGAAAUACAAGUACUCAGAGUAUGCCACAAGGGCUAGAGCUAGGAUCCAAGAACUGUCUGUAAUACAGGGACAUGAGAUUGAAAGAAAAGGGGGAAGCCAACCAGGAUUCUGGAAGCAACUUGCAAUUUUGACGAGGAGAUCUUCAGUGAAUAUGUCCAGAGACAUAGGAUAUUACUGGCUACGGAUGAUCAUCUAUAUAGUCGUUUCUAUUUGUGUUGGCACCAUCUACUUCGACGUAGGCACCAGCUACACAGCAAUCUUGGCCCGGGGGGCUUGCGGUGGAUUCAUAUCGGGUUUCAUGACAUUCAUGUCCAUUGGAGGUUUUCCAUCCUUCAUAGAAGAAAUGAAGGUGUUUUACCGAGAAAGGCUCAAUGGACAUUACGGAGUUGCUCUGUUUAUCCUAUCAAAUUUCCUCUCUUCGAUGCCAUUCUUGGUUUCGAUCGCAGUCUGCACAGGGAGUAUCACUUACUACAUGGUAAAAUUUCGGUCAGGAUUUUCUCACUACGUCUACUUUUGCUGCAAUCUUUUCCUCUGCAUAGCUGUCGUGGAGAGCUGUAUGAUGGUCGUAGCUUCAUUGGUUCCCAACUUUCUAAUGGGAAUUAUAACAGGGGCCGGGAUUAUUGGAAUAAUGAUGAUGACAGCUGGGUUUUUCCGGUUGCUGCCUGAUCUUCCAAAGGCGUUCUGGCGCUACCCGGUUUCAUAUAUCAGUUACGGGGCAUGGGCGCUACAGGGUGCAUACAAGAACGACUUGAUCGGGCUGGAGUUCGAUCCCCUGGUGCCAGGUGACCCGAAACUGAAGGGCGAAGAUGUCAUUAAAAACAUGUUCGGGAUUCCUCUAGAUCAUUCCAAAUGGUGGGACUUGUUUGCUGUGCUGGUCAUCCUCAUAUCUUACAGACUCGCCUUCUUCAUUGUCCUCAAGCUCAAGGAGAGAGUUGCGCCGCGCCUUCAGUUGCUUUACGCCAAGAGAACCCUUCGUCGUCUCAAGAAGAGCCCUUCUCUCAGGAGAAAACCGUCCAUCUCUUCAAAGAGGCAUCAGCAUCAACCUCUCCAUUCCCUGUCUGCGCAGGAAGGUCUGUCUUCUCCUGUUGUCUGAAAGCAGCCCGGCUUGUGCUGUUUAUAAUUUGUAACACAAAUGACCCCAUCUUGUCAAUAUGUUGUAGCAUAUAAUUAAAGAUGGAGUGGAGAUUCAUCCAUAUAUUAUAUGCCUAUGUCCAGACACUGAAAAAGCAGUGUUGUUUGGUUCAAUAAUGUUUGCUAUUCUUUCAAUCAAGCAUAUAAAAUGAUAGUGCUGUUGCAAUCA
Molecule: messenger RNA, 2464 nt
Organism: Diospyros lotus (date-plum)
Lineage: Eukaryota; Viridiplantae; Streptophyta; Magnoliopsida; Ericales; Ebenaceae
Product: ABC transporter G family member 15-like
Exons: 9
Coding region: 218-2257 (679 amino acids)
Cellular component (GO): membrane
Molecular function (GO): ABC-type transporter activity; ATP hydrolysis activity; ATP binding
Source: RefSeq, a predicted model, not a curated record